Messenger RNA from Chelonoidis abingdonii (Abingdon island giant tortoise), 2730 nucleotides. The record is from RefSeq and is a predicted model, not a curated record. Lineage: Eukaryota; Metazoa; Chordata; Testudines; Testudinidae.
UACUAAAGGACUGGAAAGUAGUUCAGCACCCUCACAAAAACAUUAUCUAACUUCUUUCCAAAUUCAGAACAGAAAUAUUUGCUAGGAUUUCUUCAGUUCCUAAUAUACUUUAAAAAGUCCUUAUUUUCUCUAGCCCUACCAUCUGUGUGGUUUUCCCUGAUGUCUUUAGCUUUCCUUAUCAGUGUUCUACAGAUCAUAAUUUUUAAUUUAUAUUGAUUGUGCUUACUUCCCCUUUUUACAUUUGUUCUACAUUGCAUUUUUUCUAUUGCUGCAUUCAAUUCACCACUCAACCAUAAUGGGCUUUUAGCUAAGCUUAUCUUCUUUCUUUUGAGACAUAAUGCUUUACUGAUUGAUUUAAAGUAAGUUUCAGAAACCUCAUAUUUUACAUCUUUAAAGGAAUGAUCUGUUUAUUGCAGAAAAAAUUAUCUCCACUGAGAAUUAGGAACAAACUGUAGUGAAGAACUAGAAUUAGAUUGAAUUGUUGGAAAUCUGACUGCUUUGGAAAUUGAAGCUAUGCAGUUUGUCAACACACAAGUCAAUAAUUGUUUAUCUAAGGAAGUAUCACAGUGGAACAGCUGAACAUGAGCCAUUCUAGAAAAAACACUAGUUUCACUUUUCAUUUUUAGUCACGGUCCAUAAUUAUUCACAUAUCUGAAUGUACUCACUCAGUCUUUAGACUUCACUAUGUCCUUUCAGCAGGGGACAAUCCCAUCAGAGGUGAAAACGGCAAUUAGCAAAAACUUCUUUGAAAUAUGGAAAAAACAUUUUGGUCGUAUAUCAAUGUUGGUAUACUCACUUGUUUUGGUAGUGCUUGAAAAGAUAUUGGAAUCUGAUUUUAAAUGCCCAGAAGAGCUGCACUUGAGACAUUCGUACACCAUCUUACUUUUCAUUAUGCCAGCAGUACUUUUUUUUAUAUUAGGCAUGAUUUUGCAGACAGAGUUUCUACGUCCUUCUCAUAAAGAAAACGAAUUCUACUACUUUUACAGCAAAUGCAAAAGUGACAACAAACACAAAAGUGACUCCACAGAUAAGCACAAGUUUCGUAGCUGUUGGGGUGUUUUUUUAAAGGCUUCUUUUCCUGCUGUCUUGUGGAUAGUGAUCCUUCUUCUGGAUGGAAGAUAUGUUGACUGCCUCAGUAAGAACAUCACAGAGUAUCAGAUUUUCCAGCUCGUGGGACUCGGUGUCAUAUUCCUGUUGUCUGUAUUGGGUCAAUGCAAGUGCUGCUGCAAGAAGGGCUACAGAAAAAAGAUAACAGUGGAUGGAGAUGAAAUCAAACGAAUAGAGAAAGAAGUUGAUGAAAGAUUUUAAAACAGAAGGAAAAGGUAUCUGGCAAUGCGUAAAGGAUGAAUAUGCCCAAAAAGAAUGUGGUAACUACUGACAAAAAAUAUAUCUGUACAAUACAUGAAGCUUGUGACAUUUCAGGAGAAGGCGGCUCAGCUGACCAAGAAAAAAGGAACUUCAUCAUCACCUCAGAGGACCGGUCAGUCACCUCAAGAACCUCCAGUCCUUACGUCAAGUGACCUCCAGUCCUGUACAGCAGGAACCUCCAAUCUGUCACUUCAAGUGAUAUCAGAAAACAUAAGUUGUUCAAUGUGUGUGAUUUUUCUGUAUUUUAAAACGCCACAGAAAGUCUGGUAACUGAUUAUAUACCAGUAAUAACACCAAACCAUGACUACACAGCAACUGCAAGCUACUAAAUGCACAAAAACUGAAGUGGAAAUAAGGAAGGACAUGCACCCCAGCAGUUCUGCUCCUCCAGCCUCUCCCUGCGUCUUGGCUUCCUCUCCCAGGCUAGGGGGGCUGUAGUUGGUUCCCCUCCUCCAUUCCAGGUGGGAGAGGGUGGCUCCAGGGGCUCCCCACCCUCCUCUGCCAGGCUGGUGCUCCAGGAGGGCAAGGGGGAGAGCUGUCUUGUCCUGUUGUUCACAAGAGGGGAGGAGGAAAUGGCACUGGAGCCACUUGAACUGUUGGGCUCUUUUAGUUCCCUCUUCCACCUUCCCCUCCAUGAGAAUGGUGUCUGGAUGUCGAGGGAGUGGGAAAGGGAGAGAGCUCUGAGUGCAAAGUGCCAGAUCCGUAGCAGCACUACACCUCUCUGGAUGAGAUUUCCUGAGGUAUGUGUAAACAUGUGACAGAGGUUCAAUGUAAGUCUUAUAACUCAGGUGUCUGAGAUCUCCGGUCUUCAUUUCAUGAGGUCUACAGUUCUUCACCGUAAGAGAUCUUCAACCCUUCACCUCAAGGUUUUCCAAUUCUCCACUUCAAGAUCUCAAUACCUCAUCUCAAAGAUCCCAACCUUUCACCUCAGAGGUCCAAACUUCAUCUCAAGGAACUACAGAUUUCUGAUUUCUAAGUAGUGUAAUCUCCAAGGGAAAGCACAACAAAAACCUCAAAACCUGCUUCUCUCAACUGGAAAACAAAGAAAAAAAAUUAAGGAUGAUUAAAAUUCUGUCCAUAUCUAGUUAACAAUGGUCAUAGGAUGACCCAUCAUCAUUAAAAUAUCUUCCGAUGAAGUAGUUUUGAAACAUAGAAGUUUAGGUAACCACAACAUUUGUGUUCCAGAAGAAAUCCAGAGACUGCCAAUAAUCCGCUCAAGACUUCUGCAGCUGUCAAAUAGUUAAAUACAAGGCUUACCUAGCAAAUAGCUCAGUUGUUUUUCACAUGCACUAGAUUUGCUUUAGCAUUUACUUUCAUAUUUUAUGUGCAAGGCAUUUAAAAAUAAAGCACUCUGAAACUCAA